AGAUGUGAAGUUAGAAGAUAAUACAAAUUAGUUUUCUCCACUCUUAGAAUUUUGAAAUAUUUAUGCUCUCCAAUUUCUAUCAUACAUAUAGUUGUCUCCAAGUCAUAGCCAAAGAAGAAAAAUCAACUAUGACUACUUUUCUAGCUCCUCUAGCUUCUUGUCUCUAUCUCGCUUUUGCUUUGUUCCCCUCUCUUGCAGCUCCUACCUUAUUGUUUCAGGGAUUCAAUUGGGAGUCGAGCGGCAGGAAAGGAGGAUGGUAUAACUCGCUUCUUAACGUUGUACCAGACAUAGCUAGUGCUCGGGUGACUCAUGUUUGGCUCCCUCCACCCUCACAAUCAGCUGCACCUCAAGGUUAUCUGCCAGGCAGGCUGUAUGAUCUUGAUGCAUCCAAAUAUGGAAAUGGGGCGGAGCUGAAAACUUUAAUCAAGGCAUUACACGACAACGGCAUCAAGGCUGUUGCCGAUAUUGUGAUAAACCACAGAACAGCAGAGAAGAUGGAUGCAAGAGGAAUAUACUGCAUUUUCGAAGGAGGAACACCCGACGACCGUCUUGACUGGGGACCGUCGUUCAUCUGCAAGGACGACAUCAAGUAUUCUGAUGGCACAGGGAAUCCUGAUUCAGGAGAUGGCUAUGAUGCUGCUCCUGACAUUGAUCAUCUCAAUCCAAGGGUGCAAAAGGAGUUGUCAGACUGGCUGAAUUGGCUCAAGAAUGAAAUCGGGUUUGAUGGUUGGAGAUUAGACUUUGUCAAGGGAUACUCCCCCAGCAUCACCAAGAUUUACAUGGAAAACAGUAAUCCAGAUUUUGCAGUUGGUGAGCUCUGGAAUUCUCUUGCGUACGGUAGUGAUGGAAAGCUGGAAUACAAUCAAGACAGGCAUCGGAACGAGCUGGCGCAGUGGACACAGAGCGGAGGAGGGAAAGUCACAGCUUUUGAUUUCACCACAAAGGGAAUCCUCCAGGCUGCUGUGGGAGGGGAGUUCUGGAGACUGAAGGAUUCCAAUGGUAAUCCUCCUGGACUGAUCGGCAUAUUACCGAAGAAUGCUGUUACAUUUAUCGACAAUCAUGACACUGGAUCGACACAGAACAUAUGGCCAUUCCCUGCAGAUAAAGUCUCACAAGGAUAUGCUUACAUUCUCACUCAUCCUGGAAUUCCAUCAGUGUUCUAUGAUCACUUCUUCGACUGGGGUAAGAAGGAUGAAAUAUCCAAACUAAGCGCGAUCAGGGCAAGGAACGGCAUAACAGAGACGAGCAAAGUGGAGAUUUUGGCUGCUGACGCUGAUCUCUAUGUGGCAAAGAUUGACAAUAGAAUCAUAACGAAAAUCGGGCCGAAGAUGGAUCUUGGAAACCUGAUUCCACCAGAUUUUCAGGUUGCUGCCUCUGGAAUUGAUUAUGCUGUUUGGGAGAAACAGGCCUGAAAUAUGUAUAUGCAAAGCAAGGGAAGUUAUGCAUGAAGCUGCCUGACAGCGAUUCGGCGAAUUUUUCGGUUUGAAUGGCCUAAUAGAGAGUGGUCACGGGAUGUUGAGUGGACUGCAAGGAAAUGGAGAGGAAAAUAUAUGAUUAACUUGGCUUAUCGUGCACUCCUGGCUGCUUGCAUUUACCACAUUUGGAGGGAACGAAAUUUGAGACGCUUUGAGCAUACGGAGCGACCACCGAAUAUAAUAGCCACCAUUAUUGUGGAAGAUAUUAGACAGAUGAUUAUCAGUGUUAAUUUAUCUCGUUCUGUGUUCAUGUGCGUUAUAUAGAUUAUGGCGUAUCCCUUGGACUGCGAGGGGGAAACCACCAGUUGAGCACUGUUGUACUG
Molecule: messenger RNA, 1798 nt
Organism: Sesamum indicum (sesame)
Lineage: Eukaryota; Viridiplantae; Streptophyta; Magnoliopsida; Lamiales; Pedaliaceae
Gene: AMY1
Product: alpha-amylase-like protein
Biological process (GO): carbohydrate metabolic process
Molecular function (GO): alpha-amylase activity; calcium ion binding
Source: RefSeq, a predicted model, not a curated record